This is a messenger RNA of Aethalodelphis obliquidens (Pacific white-sided dolphin), 4855 nucleotides long. It is a transcript of the gene MBP, whose product is annotated as myelin basic protein. The coding region runs from base 443 to 1021 and encodes 192 amino acids. NCBI's taxonomy places the organism in Eukaryota, Metazoa, Chordata, Mammalia, Artiodactyla, Delphinidae. Gene Ontology annotation, cellular component: cell periphery; internode region of axon; neuronal cell body. The record is from RefSeq and is a predicted model, not a curated record. The transcript has 7 exons. Gene Ontology annotation, molecular function: structural constituent of myelin sheath. Gene Ontology annotation, biological process: myelination.
CCGCCGCCGUCAGUCGCCGCCGCGCGCCAGCGAGGACGAGCCUGCGGCCCCGGCGGCCCGCGUGCCCGACCCGGAAGGCGGCGCCGGCGCCCCGCGACCCCGCGCGCUUGGGGCCCGCGCGGCGAGGAGGCGGCCUGGACCCCGCGGCGCCCUCGGCCUGGGAGCGGCGAGCGCAGAACGGACCACCUCUGAGUGCUGGGGGCCUCCUCGGACGAGGUGACCCAGGUGCAGAGCCAGGGGGAGCCUGGGACAGAGCAGCUCUUCAGGGAGGGAUGGGCCCAAAGAACCAGCAGAAUCUUAUGAAACCAAAGCCUGAAGAACUAUAAGUCUGUGAGAAAAGUACAUCUGUGACCGUUUCCUAGAACAUGGACAUAAAUACAGCCAGACAGCUUGGUUCCUAAUCAGCCCAAAGGUACGCAUCUGAAGGCCUCGACGGCUCAGGAUGGGGAACCACGCAGGGAAGCGAGACUUAGGUGCCGAGAAGGGAAAUAAGGAUGGUGAAACUAACGGAGGAGAAUCUGAAAAAAAGAGAAACCUUCGUAACCUUUCCCGGGAGACCUCAGAAGACAGUGACGUGUUUGAUGUGGACCAGAACAAUGGGACCCCCUUGCAGGACACAGCGGUGACAGACUCCAAGCGCACAGCGGGCCCGAAGAAUGCCUGGCCGGAUGCCAACCCAGCUGACCCCGGGGGCCGCCCCCAUUUGAUCCGCCUCUUUUCCCGAGAUGCCCCAGGGAGGGAGGACAACACCUUCAAAGACCGGCCCUCAGAGUCAGACGAGCUCCAGACCAUCCAAGAAGACAGCGCAGCUGCUCCCGAGGGCCUGGAUGUGAUGGCGGCUCAGAAGAGACCCUCCCAGAGAUCCAAGUACCUGGCCUCGGCAAGCACCAUGGACCACGCCAGGCACGGCUUCCUCCCCAGACACAGGGACACGGGCAUCCUCGACUCCCUCGGCCGCUUCUUUGGCGCGGACAGGGGUGCACCCAAGCGGGGCUCAGGCAAGGUGAGCUCUGAGGAGUAGAGGCGCAUGCAGGUCGUGCCUCCCAGGUGGUGUAAGCGGAAAAGGAAGGGACUCUGCAGGUGAACUCAGCCGUUAGAGGGAGUACAGCCUCCGUGCUGUCUGGGGAAACGUGUUGUCCUUGCUGGAGAUGCUUACGGGUUCCUGGGAGGGGCCUGGGUCACGGCUUUCGAUUUUUCCACCCUCUCUCCCCUGCUCACCAGGGAUGCAGUCAGGAUGUGGUCCGGGAAAGGAGGACGUUCUGAAUUCACAUCUCCAGGGUGGUGUGGACGUGGGCACUGUGGUCUUUUGUGUCUUAUGCUUGGGGGCUUUAGGGCUGACGUGGCUUCUGCUGCCCCCGCUUCGGGGCUCCACAUUGGGCUAUUGCCAACGUUUUCCUGGACUCAGUGCCGCUAGCUUCGUGUUGCUCUGCAACAAUGAUGUGAUUGAGGACUUUGGAACAAACUCGAAAUUUAAAUUCGCCUUGAGCAGACGUUCUCUUUUGUCUGAGUUGUUUAGGGAAAUAAAUGAGUGUGAGGGAUUAAAUGAGUGCGUCUGUGAAUCAAAACUGUAUUAGUUUGUUAUUCCAUUCAUUUGAAUGUAGAAUUUGUGAAGUUUCAUUAUUUAAAUGUUCUGUAGAUAAAAAUGUGUCACAGGAGAAAAUUGCUCCUAUUGUGGUCCGGUUUGUGAAAGUGGCUUCUGGACUAGAUUGUGAAGAGAUCAUCUGUGGCUGAUGCGUCAUUGAAAAGCUAAUCCCCAAGUGGCAUUCCGACAGCAAACACAUGGCAUGCGCGGCACCUGGAGUUUAGAGUGUUGGAUAGCUGGGUGAUUUUGGAAGGAGUGAGGUUUUUCAAAAAAGCCCCUGGUUUAUUGGGUGUGCUCACAAAACACCUAAGAUGCAGCUUUGCUUCUGGCUGUGCCCUGUGCUUAUUCUGAAAGGCCUUUGGGAAGUUGUAAGGGGCUUUGAGUCGAGUGUGGAGCAGAGGCCCUUUCAUCGUGGUCCUAUAACAUCAUCAACACUGGGGCACUGGGAGUUCAGGGGUUUCUCGAAUUUGCUUUAGUCUCUAACUACAGUUCUUAAAAUUAGUGACGAUCCUGAAAUGGUUGGAGAUAAACACAGAUGUCAGCUGCGCCUUUCGUGUGGUGUUAAAGGAGCGCUGAGCUUUCGGGGACCUGCUGGGAGCUGAGAUCUGUCACGUGACACGUGGCAGGACUUCCUGUGAAUAACUCCAUGUACCUUUUGUGCUUAUAGAAUUCAUUUUCUGAUUGGUUUCUUCAGUGUCCUGUAGUUGGGGGCAGUCUUCCCUCACCCUGAAAUGUGGGUCCUCUAACCUAUUUCUAAUGCCGAUUUCCAUCCGAGAUGCUUUAUCAAGCACGGCUAGCAAACCACACCAGACCCUGACUGCCUAACCAAGUCUUGUUAUUAUGCAAAGCACCCCGUAUGCAUGCUGCGUCGACAGUUUUGAAACCUUAAACUCUUCUGCUUAACCCAAAGAACAGGAAAAAUAGAUUUAAACUGUGCAGAAGAGAUGAAGCGGUUGGAUAUAGCAUAUCUUGCAAAACAAGCUUCAUUUCGGUGGUAAUGGGUUAAGUUAAAAUCAAAUCGUGAAGCGUUUGUGUCGACUGUUGUGACCUCAUCUCACAAUGAGUAUAUAUUAGACAUGCCUGUUUUUCUUCCUUUAUGUAAAAGUACAACUUUGAUUGCAUCAAGUCUGAUAUUCUUCAACAUUUUCAAAGAAAAGAUUCCAGCCUCAGAAGUAGGCAUCCACUUCACAAAGUAGUCUUGCUAGGUUAUCAAGGAUUCAGAGAAAUCAAAACAUUUUCACAGGAUUUUUAAACAUAAAAACAACGUUUAAAUAAUGGAUUUAGAACUUUUGAAGUAUCAAUUCUGUUCACUACUGUAUGUUGAGUAAAGAAGAUUUUCGAAUGAGCAGCCUUGCCCUUUGAUGCCAAAGAAAUCCAUUAGAGUUCGAAUGCAAAAUCAUAUCCGUAGUUGCUUAUUGCAAACCCAGGCUAGGGAUACAUUCCUGUCGAGUAGCUUUGCUGGAAAUGCGCAGUGGGCCUUACUGGCAGCCUUACUCAGCUCACCUGUCUUACUGUGGAUUCUUUGUUCACUUUUAAACGCUGGAGGAGUAAGCAUCACACACUCUACACCCAGUGACACACCCGCAAUGGCCUAGAAGCCCGCGGUAUUCAUUGGUGUGGGCUUCUCUUCUGGGUUUGAUCUUCGUUUUGCUCUGCUGUAUAUGAAUCAGGAGAGCCCUCCUUGUAUUAGGUGCUAGAAAGGUCCUUUGGAUUGAAGCGUGUGAAACUGAUGGGAGCCCUUGGCUCCCGGAACAGGGGCUGUUUGUCGCCUGCCCCCCUCCUCCGAGGGCACGUGGGGUGGCCCCUGGGUGAGCAGCGGCAGCGCCCCCUGCCCUGGGAAUGCACCAGCACACUCACCCUCUGUGCGGCCGGGAGUUGACAUUCGAGCAGAGCGCUCACAAAUUCCUUGAGGCGGCAUAUACUUCCGAGAGAGCCGUACAUGAAACGUGCAUUCACGAGACCACGCGCCUUUGUGGCAGGAAGAAAGAAAGGCGGAUUGUUGCCUUUAAGAACCAGGUUUCCAAGUCCCUGGAACCUGGGGCCCUGUGAGGAAUGGGCGGGUGGUCAGGACGGAGAUGCCACUGCGUUUGGUCAGUUUUAGCGGGUGGAGGGGGUCCCCUAAGCUGCCCCACCUACCCACCCGUCAGACCCGCCGCUCCGGGGCCAGCGCUGUACCCUCAGGCUUAACAGCAACAUCGUGACCCGUUAGCUUGGGCAAUAGCCAGGGUGGCCGCAAUGAUGUGACACCCGGACACCCCCCAGUAGGGAUGCAAGGGGACAGGCCUGUACCGCCGUCCUCUGCAUCAGUCUGCUUUCCUACAGGUGUUUUACAGCAGGUUUCUGUACUGGUGGUUAUACCUGUUUUCCUCUGUUGACUACAGUCAGAGCUGCAUUUACAACCUGCUGCUCUCAGCAUCCGUCUGUCGUCAGCAUGCAGCAUGACCUCCCUGCCUCUAACCUUGUGUGGGAUAAGAAUGCUUGCUGUCAUUCAGUGCCCUGGGGUCUAAGCAGUCUUGCAAGUUAAUCACAAUGUUCUCUUUCCUGCCUUUUUUUCCACUGCAUUUCAAUUUCACUGAACACAUUUUAGUUCUACGGUAACAACUCCUCACCGUUAACAUGGCACCCUAAUGUCAGAGAUGUAUUCUGUAACCCCCCGGGGAGGGUGACAGUUGGAGGUGACAGGAAGGACACGGCAGGCAGUGUCUGAGCAGGGUGCCCCGCCCCGUGUGAGUCUAGCCCUGAAGUCGGGGCCGGCGGAGCUGCACUCGCUCAUUUCAGCCGAGAGUGUCCACUCUCGAUGCAGCGAUGCACGAAACACGGAUCUCAGCUAACGUGCGUCUACGUGGCCACGACCCAGCCGCUCAGUACAUCCGUUUGCCAAGAGUCUUUCUAGAGAAAGAUCCCUGUAUGCUGGGUAUAUGUGUUUCUGCGCCCAAACACUUGUUGAGAUUUCCUACAGGAAUUCCUUCUGACGUGUCAUUCCCCUGAUCAGUUAGGGAGCCAUUACUGAUCGGCUCCCAGCGCUUUGCUGUGUCCUCCUGUGGUCUCACUCCUCCGCUGUCUUUAACCAGGCGAGAGGGAAAUCGGAAUGGUGCGCCCCUGUGUUGGCAGCCUUUGGCUGCGUCCUCUGAGUGAAACGUUUGUAGAUUAUGUUGAUGUAUUUAAUGCUGAUUGCCUUCUGUGAUUGUAUUCCGAUUUGAUUUUGUGAUGACCUUUUUGCUUUUUAUAUAUUUCUUCCUUUUUAUGCAUUUAUUAAACAUUUUAACAGACUAA